GCUCACAGUGCAGCGUUUCGAAGCUUAUCGCAAUAAGGAUGGAUGUGCAGUAUGGUCCGCUGGCAUUAGGCAUCCUGUCAGGCGUGGGUUGCGGGCUCUGCCUUGGCUGGCUUCUCCGAGGACGACUCGUGAUGGCAGCCAAUCAUGGCUCUGAAAAUGGCACUGAAACGAGUGUUAUGGGAGAGAGUGGUGAAUUCAAAAUGGUUCUGGUCGUCCGGUCAGACCUUAAAAUGGGCAAAGGCAAAGUGGCAGCGCAGUGUUCUCACGCAGCAGUGUCUGUCUACAAGCAAGUUCAACGCAGGAACCCUGAGCUUUUAAAACAAUGGGAGUACUGUGGGCAGCCUAAAGUAGUGGUGAGAGCACCAGAUGAGGACGAGCUCUUUCAACUUUUGAGCCAGGCUAAAGAAGUUGGCCUUACAGUCAGUCUCAUUCAGGAUGCUGGAAGGACCCAAAUUGCUCCUGGAUCAAGGACUGUUCUUGGUAUCGGACCUGGACCUGCUGAUAUUGUAGACAAAGUAACAGGGCACUUAAAACUGUACUAAACAAAGCAGACAUUGUGUGAAAAAUAAUGUUUAAAUGCUUUGAUGCUGUAGCUUUUUGUAUUUGACUUAAAUUUAUACAGUAAAAUCUUA
This is a messenger RNA of Trichomycterus rosablanca, 632 nucleotides long. It is a transcript of the gene ptrh2, whose product is annotated as peptidyl-tRNA hydrolase 2. Gene Ontology annotation, cellular component: cytosol; mitochondrion. NCBI's taxonomy places the organism in Eukaryota, Metazoa, Chordata, Actinopteri, Siluriformes, Trichomycteridae. The record is from RefSeq and is a predicted model, not a curated record. The transcript has 2 exons. Gene Ontology annotation, biological process: positive regulation of anoikis; negative regulation of anoikis. Bases 39 to 542 code for a protein of 167 amino acids. Gene Ontology annotation, molecular function: peptidyl-tRNA hydrolase activity.